Exaiptasia diaphana is the source of this 895-nucleotide messenger RNA. RefSeq names its product matrix metalloproteinase-9. The record is from RefSeq and is a predicted model, not a curated record. Gene Ontology annotation, cellular component: extracellular matrix. Lineage: Eukaryota; Metazoa; Cnidaria; Anthozoa; Actiniaria; Aiptasiidae. Gene Ontology annotation, molecular function: zinc ion binding; metalloendopeptidase activity. Gene Ontology annotation, biological process: extracellular matrix organization; collagen catabolic process; proteolysis.
CAAUACAAAGACCGACCGACGCUGUUAAGAGUAAACCGCAGUGCCGCUAAUAUGUUCUCUCUUGUGCUGGUAGCGUUAUUCUGUGCUCUAAAGGCUGCUUCUUCUGCUGAAUUGUCUCAGAAUCAAAAGGCGCUGAAUUUCUUGCACAAGUAUGGCUAUCUUUCCAAUCGAGCUCGCUCAGGUAACCAUGACGUGGGGAAAGCCAUCAGAAUGUACCAGACGUUCAUGCAUCUCCCAGUGACAGGAAAACUGGACGAACUCACAUUGAAAGAAAUGGCCAAACCUCGAUGUGGUGUAGCAGAUAUUGAAGACUUCCCCACCCGUGUUCGUAGGUACGUCCUGUGGGGGUACAGGUGGUACAAGACCGACUUGACCUAUUAUCUGCAGUUUGGUAAAGAUUUGUAUGAGGCUGAUCAAGUAAGAAUUAUYAAGGAAGCGUUUGAGAGAUGGUCAAAGGCGGCACCGAGACUCAAGUUUACAAGAACAAUGGAYCCCARAAGAGCAAAUUUCAGAUUGAGCUUUGGGUACAGUGAGCACUCCGGUGUCCCUGGGGAGAGGAAGUGCAGUAGUAAUUUUGAUGGAUGGAACGGUGUUCUUGCCCACGCCUUCGCGCCUCAAGAUGGCCGUGUUCAUUUUGAUGAGAAGGAAUGGUGGUCAGCGUAUGAGAAUCACGGUUUAUUCAAGCAACCCUUACCACAGGUAGCCACCCAUGAGAUCGGCCACGCCCUUGGGCUUAAACACUCUAAUGUUGACGGUGCCGUCAUGUGGCCAAGCUGCUGCUACUCAACCGCUGACUUGAGUAACGACGAUAUCGCUGGCAUCAAAAAGAUCUAUGGUUGAUGGAAUCGCGUUCAAAUAAUAAAGUGACUACAUUAUUUAUUUGCUAUUUCCGUUA